GAAUGGGCUAACGCAUGUUUAAAAACAGGAAAAUACUGAUGUGGUCUAGUGAUUAAUUCAUUAGGCGUACGGUAGUAUUUGGGUCCACGUUUAGGCUUAACCUCUUAGUUGCCAGAACGUACUGAACGCGUUUUCUUCUUUCUGGCUGCCAAGGAGUUAAGUAAUGGAAGACCGACUUCGAUACCCGUAUAGUUGGGUAGGCCAAGUGGAUGACGAGAUAUGGCGGAAGUGCUCGGGAGCUGAGGAGUGCAGCUCAAUGAGAAGAAGCAAAUGGGACCAGCCAGGACCUAUUGCAGCAACUCUCCUGCACCCUGGAGUGAUGUCCUCUGUGGCCACCUUACCAACCAUACCUACUAUACCUGCCCUCAAUAUGGCUGGUGUAUACAUGGCUCCUGUAGAAACACCACCUCUAAAUACUUUAUCCGAAAGUGUCAGUGCUCCCUGUGGGGCCCUUGAUGCUGCAGCAGCUGUAGCUGCAAAGAUUAAUGCUAUGCUCGUGGCAAAGGGGAAAAUCAAGCCUGCACAGAAUACACCAGAGAGGCAGAUUCAUACACCUGGUAAACCGCCUUCUGCUACAAAAAGCAAAGAUGACUUGGUGGUUGCAGAAGUUGAAAUCAAUGAUGUCCCUCUUACCUGCCGAAAUCUUCUAACAAGGGGGCAGACACAAGAUGAGAUUAGUCGGAUAAGUGGAGCUGCAGUAUCCACCCGCGGAAGGUAUAUGACAUCAGAGGAGAAAACUAAAAUAGGACCUGGAGACCGGCCACUGUAUCUGCAUGUUCAGGGUCAGACUCGAGAACUCGUUGAUCGGGCUGUAAAUCGAAUAAAGGAAAUAAUCACCAAUGGAGUUGUAAAAGCAGCUACAGGUGCCAGUCCAACGUUCAAUGGAGCCACAGUAACAGUGUAUCACCAGCCUGCUCCUGUGGCAACACUACCUCCAGUUGCUCCACCAAAGCCUCAGUUCCAGUCAGGGAUGCACUAUGUUCAAGAUAAACUAUUUGUGGGUCUGGAACAUGCAUUGGCUCAUUUCAAUGUGAAGGAGAAAGUAGAAGGACCAGCUUGCUCCUACCUCCAGCACAUCCAGAUAGAGACAGGAGCCAAAGUCUUCUUGCGUGGAAAGGGGUCAGGUUGCAUUGAACCUGCUUCAGGAAGAGAAGCUUUUGAACCCAUGUACAUCUAUAUUAGUCACCCAAAACCAGAGGGCCUUGCAGCUGCCAAGAAACUGUGCGAGAAUCUCUUACAAACAGUCCAUGCAGAAUAUGCUAGGUUUGUCAAUCAAAUAAGCACAGCUGCGCCUAUUUCUGGGUACGCACAGCCACCCCCCAUCGGCACAGUGCCUCUACAGCCCCCAUACUAUCCAUCAAACGGAUUCCAGAGUGGAUUUUCUGUGUGCCCACCACCACUUCAGCAGCCAGUUCCUGUACCAUAUGUGGUUCCAGUAGGCAGUACUGUGCCUCCAUCUACUGGUGUUAUGCCCCCUCUGUCUGCUCCUGUACCCCCAGUGCCAACACGCUAUCCAAUUCCACAAGUACAGCCUCAGGUCACCACAAUUCCUGCACCCUUAAGUAGUCCUUAUGCACCUGUGGCCCUUGUCAAAUCAACUGCUCCCCAUACGAUGCCUCCUUUGCCUCAAGGACAGAAGAGACGUUUCACAGAGGAGCUUCCAGAUGAGGAAGAGUCCGGGCUGCUGGGAUACCAGCAUGGACCCAUUCAUAUGACUAAUUUAGGUACAGGCUUACCGGCCCAGAUCAAGGUGGAUAGACCUGCAGUCAAACCGGAUAGCAACUCAACCAGGGAACGAGAGAGGGACAGUCAGCUGAUGCCUCCACCUUGUUUACCAGUCGUAGCACAGCAAGAAGCUGAAGAAAAUGCCUCCUGGACUUUAGGGGCUACAGAUGAUAACCCUAACAAAAAGCUGAAGACAUCAGAGAAACAUACUGGAUUAGUGGCAUAUGCAGGAGACUCAUCUGAUGAGGAGGAAGAUCACAAUGGAAUCAAGAAUGCAGGCUCUUACACUCAAGGUUGGAAUGUAGGAUAUCAAUAUCAAGGCUCUCAGUCGCGGGGAAAGCAACAGAUGCCCUUCUGGAUGGCACCUUAGGCUUACCUGUGAUUCUAAUUUUCUCCAACAACUUGUAGCAAUAAUUUAGCAUGUACAUUUCAUGACAGCUUUUUAUGGGGGGGGGGGUUUCCUCCAUGAUCUUUCAAAGAUGCUGAAGGAUAUCAUGGAGUGGGAUGCAUUAAUAAACUUUAACUGCCCCUUUUUGUACCAAAAAAGCUAAAAAAAAAAAAAAAUUGCUUCAUAUGGUGCCUGAGAGACUGUUUGACAUGAUAGUCACUAUACAGCAUCAUUCAAUAUUAAAGGAUUAAUUCAAGAAACUGCCUUCUGUAUUGAGAAAAUGACUACGGAAAAAUCUGUCAGCUGGUCAUUGAAGAAAAUGUGGACUGAAGAUAAGGCAUCCCUAUUAGAGCUUUACAAGUCCUGAGCGUGUGGGAUAUGGGUUAAUUGUAUCACUGCAUUUUAGCAGUUUGACAAAGUUAUAGUCUAUCUGGAUAAAAAUAUUAAGUUAAUCAGCUUCUCGACUCACAACAGCUGAUUUCUGAAUCCUUUUUACAUUGGUAAUAUUACUAUUACACUGUAUUUGUCAUAUUUAUAUUUCAGUAUUUGUGUUUUUAAGCACAUUAAAAUGUGUUUAAUUUUAUUUUCAUUUGUCAUCUAAAAUACACCAGCCAGAUUGUGAAUAAUUUGAAAGCCACAAGUAUCAUGUUGUAGGACUAAGAUGCACAUUUUUAAAUUAUAUUUCUGAGAUCUUUUAAAUGUAUAAUUUAUAUUUAGCCAACUAUACCUUGUCACCCAGUUCACAGUCCAACAGGGUGAAUCAUUGGGACCAAGUAUAAUUCCAUAGCAGAAAAUGUUAAAAUAGGCUACAAACACCACAAUACAUUGUCCUAUGCAAACAGCCUAGAUUUAGAAAAGGAAAUCUGUAUCCCUCUAACCAAUGCAUACAAAGUUUUUUUUUUGCCUGCAUGUUGCUUUCCAAACUUAAUUCUCCUCUUGUCUGUAGGUAAUGUUGCCAGUAUCUCUCAUGCACAUCCAGGAAAUUCUGACUUAAGCUUUAUACAAAUUUGUACUAGAUUGUUGCUGUAGUGAAUAGGAAUUCAGGAUCCUACUGUGUGCCCAUCCACCUGCCAAAAAAUGUACCGCUAAAAAUGUUUUUCCUGUAAAUAUUUGGAACCCACUUUAAUGUAAAUAAAUGUAUACAUAUGCUUA
Molecule: messenger RNA, 3265 nt
Organism: Bombina bombina (fire-bellied toad)
Lineage: Eukaryota; Metazoa; Chordata; Amphibia; Anura; Bombinatoridae
Gene: KHDC4
Product: KH domain containing 4, pre-mRNA splicing factor
Exons: 14
Coding region: 164-2095 (643 amino acids)
Cellular component (GO): nucleus
Molecular function (GO): RNA binding
Source: RefSeq, a predicted model, not a curated record